AUGGCUGAGCAAACGUUGGAAGACCUUUUGCUCCACGAAUCCUCUAGCCUUACCGUUCCUUGCGACGCUAUGACUACAGCCUAUGACUAUGAUUGCCACACUGAAGAGGACACAGAUUGGAGAGAAAUAGAACAUGGUAUAUACCUCUCAUCAACAGCAUGCUUACACAUCCUUCCCUACGACUUCGGGUCCAGUAAGCACCAGAUGACCGUCCAGGCUCAAAGAAAUAGCAAAAUGGUGAAACUCCACAAGACUGCCUACGGUUACAGAGGAGCCUUCCAUGGAAACACAUAA
This is a messenger RNA of Miscanthus lutarioriparius, 294 nucleotides long. Lineage: Eukaryota; Viridiplantae; Streptophyta; Magnoliopsida; Poales; Poaceae. The record is from the annotation of a GenBank genome assembly.